GCUGCACCUCUGUCUGUCCUUAUUCGUGAAGGUGAAAUCGGUCCCCGAUUUAUCUCUCUGCCUGCCUCCCUCCUGAACCCUUGCGGACGUCCUUCUGUCUCAACUCCACAAUCAUGUCUGUAUUCGGCGACGUCCCGCAGGCGCCUCCAGUGGCGGUCUUCAAGCUGUCCGCCGACUUCCGCGAGGACAACCACCCACAGAAAGUGAACCUCGGCGUCGGAGCCUACCGCACCGAUGACUCUCAGCCGUGGGUUCUGCCGGUGGUGAAGAAGGUGGAGCGCCUCAUCGUGGAGGACACGAGCCUCAACCACGAGUACCUGCCCAUCCUCGGGCUGCCAGAAUUCCGAUCGGCCGCUUCCAAGGUUGCCCUGGGAGAAGACAGCCCUGCCGUCAAGGAGGGCAGGGUCGGGGGAGUCCAGUCUCUGGGUGGCACGGGCGCCCUGAGGAUCGGGGCCGAGUUCUUGCGGCGUUGGCACAAUGGCGUCAACAACACAGCCACUCCUGUUUACGUGUCUGCGCCGACCUGGGCGAACCACAACGGUGUGUUUGCCGACGCUGGGUUCAAGGACAUCCGUCCGUACCGCUACUGGGAUGCCGCCAAGAGAGGUCUGGACCUCAGAGGCUUGCUGGAUGACCUUGAGCAAGCUCCAGAAGGUUCCAUUUUUGUGCUCCACGCCUGCGCUCACAACCCCACCGGCACCGAUCCCAAUCAGGGCCAAUGGAGGCAGAUCGCCGAGAUCAUGAAGAACAGGAAUCUUUUUGUCUUUUUCGACUCGGCCUACCAAGGCUUCGCCUCGGGUUCUCUGGAGAAAGACGCGUGGGCCAUUCGCUUCUUUGUGUCUCAGGGCUUUGAACUCUUUGUGGCUCAGUCCUUCUCCAAGAACUUUGGCCUCUACAACGAGCGGGUGGGCAACCUGACGGUGGUGGCGCGAGACGGCGACAACCUGGGCCGCGUCCUGUCUCAGAUGGAGAAGAUCGUGAGGACCACCUGGUCCAACCCGCCCUCGCAAGGCGCUCGCAUCGUCAGCAAGACCCUCAACUGCCCCCAGCUCUUUGCGGAAUGGCAAGAUAACGUGAAGACGAUGGCCGAUCGUGUGCUCCUCAUGCGGGACCAGCUCAAGUUGAAGCUGCUGUCCCUGGGCACCCCGGGAACAUGGGACCACAUCACCCAGCAGAUCGGAAUGUUCAGCUUCACCGGCCUCAACCCCAAUCAGGUGGCGUACAUGAUCAAAGAGAAGCACGUGUACCUGAUGGCGAACGGUCGCAUCAACAUGUGCGGCCUCACCUCCAAGAACCUGGACUACGUGGCGCAGUCCAUCCACGACGCCGUCACCCAGGUCCAGUGAGAGGGAACGCCAUCUCCGCUUCUCCCUGCACGUUUUGUCCCCCGUCCCGCUCUCCGUUGUCCACAUCUUUGAUGUCACCGAAAGUGUGAGUUGUACAUCCUCACUCCUCCCGCUAAGCCGAUGGUUCCCAACAUGUACUGAGCCAAAGAUCCAUUUUACAUUCGAAAAAUGUUCUGGCACGUCACCAAACAAAAACAUCAUCAAAAGUAAUAGCCCUGAUGCGAAUUGCAAAAUAACCAGAGGAACUGUCACCUCCUAACCCCCCCCCCGCAAUAUUUUGGUUGUAUUUCUAAAAAGUAUUAUUGAAUACAUUGCAUCUAGUCAGUCACUGCCACACAAUGGACAGUUUGAAAAUUGGCGCCUGAUUAUCAGAAAAAAAAAUAUAUAUAUAUAUAUAUUAUUUUUAAAAGCAAACAGUUUAAUGGUAUAGUAAAUGCAAAUGUUUUGAAUUUUAGAGGGUAGAUACAACUGAACUGUACUCAAUGAGUGAUUUAUUCUGGAUACCACUAGAGGGAGCCCCGUUAUCGUAGUUCAGUGCUGUAAAUAGUCCCUAACUAUGAUCCUCAAACACUUGAUCAUUACACAACCUUGGACUCAAAAGUAAUCAUGAAGGGUUCUGUUUUCAUGACAGAUUACAUUUAAAAAUAAAUGAUUGACAGAUUAUUCGAUUUUUGCAGCACGAGGAUGCUGGCGCAAACAAAGAGUCCUGUUAUUUCAACGUGCUUCCCUGUUGACUUACUACUUUCCUGUUAGCUUGGCUUUGAUGUCAUCAAGUAGUUUUGUUGGGGGGGGGGGGAUAGCCCAAAAAAUAUGCAGCCAAUUGUGAAGGGGGG
Hippocampus zosterae (dwarf seahorse) is the source of this 2179-nucleotide messenger RNA. Its product is annotated as aspartate aminotransferase, cytoplasmic-like. Gene Ontology annotation, molecular function: L-aspartate:2-oxoglutarate transaminase activity; pyridoxal phosphate binding. The transcript is spliced from 10 exons. Gene Ontology annotation, biological process: L-aspartate biosynthetic process. Gene Ontology annotation, cellular component: cytosol. NCBI's taxonomy places the organism in Eukaryota, Metazoa, Chordata, Actinopteri, Syngnathiformes, Syngnathidae. The record is from RefSeq and is a predicted model, not a curated record. Bases 114 to 1346 code for a protein of 410 amino acids.